This is a messenger RNA of Fonsecaea erecta, 330 nucleotides long. RefSeq lists its product as hypothetical. The record is from RefSeq and is a predicted model, not a curated record. The coding region runs from base 1 to 330 and encodes 109 amino acids. Lineage: Eukaryota; Fungi; Ascomycota; Eurotiomycetes; Chaetothyriales; Herpotrichiellaceae. The transcript has a single exon.
AUGCUCAACUUGCUCCUGCGCCUCGUCGCCGUCGCGGCCUGUGCUUUCGGCAUCGCCAUGUGCGCCUGUAUCAGCGACCAGGUCUUCAGAGAAGUGCCCGCCGGCCACACAUCCAUGUGCAUCGACCAGGUGACUACGCAGCAGAAGAAGAAGGAGGGCGACACCGCCCGCUUUCUCCGCAUCAUCAGAAAGUCCUUGCGAACCGUCGUGGAUCGCUCGGUUCACGCGCGAUUGCUUGCUCAGGGAUCAUCGCCCUUGCCGACGACGAGGAUCACAACUACAACAACGACAAGAACAGCAGCAGCGGCAGCAACAAUGUCUUCGAUUUAA